This is a messenger RNA of Xiphias gladius (swordfish), 2061 nucleotides long. RefSeq names its product cytochrome c1-like. Gene Ontology annotation, biological process: anterograde axonal transport. Gene Ontology annotation, cellular component: mitochondrion. Lineage: Eukaryota; Metazoa; Chordata; Actinopteri; Istiophoriformes; Xiphiidae. The transcript is spliced from 4 exons. The coding region runs from base 132 to 818 and encodes 228 amino acids. The record is from RefSeq and is a predicted model, not a curated record.
UUGGACAGAGAGCGAGAGCUCCUCCUCGUUCAUCUUUAAAACCUGCUGGAAACGCUCGGGGGUUGCACAGACGCGCACACACACACACGCACACACUCACUCGUCGACCUGCCACCGAUAACCGAGCGAGGAUGUUCUGCAGACGGGCAUGGCAGAGAGUCGGGCCGCUGGCACGGUGGGCUUUCAAACCCGCACCCAGAAACGCAGUUCCAGUGCGACACAUGGCCUUUGGAGUCCCUGGUGGCUCCACCAACAUGACAUACUUUGUUCUGUGUGGAGGAGGCCUUACUGCCGCAGUCGUCUAUGCUUACAAGACAGUCAGUGGUGACAGUGAGCGCUAUGAGGACAGACUGGCCAACAUGGGUUCUGCAGCAAAGGCUUCUUCAGCUGAGGCAGCACCAGAGGCAGCAGCUCCUGCAGCUGAACCCGCCCCGGUGGAGGAGGAGGCAGUGCCGGCCACCGAGGUCGUCGCAGAGUCUGUCCCCGCUCCCGCAGAAGCGGUACCGGAGACCGUUGCCGAUCCUGGCGUCGAGGCCGCGGCUGAAGAAGCCUCUGAGGCGAUCGUUACCGAGGCACCAGCGGAGCCAGCAGUGGCAGAAGAAGCUGCUCCACCUGCAGCAGUAGAGGCAGUCCCCGAGGCUGCUCCUGUCGCUGCGGAAGUCGCCGCCACGGUGGAGACUCCAGCAGAAGCCCCCGCGGCAGAGAGCACUGGUAUGGCUGCAGUAGAUGAAGUCCCUCCCGCUCCCCUCGCUGAGGCAGAGACUGUGCCUGCAGCCCCUGAGGGUGAGGCUGCUCCUGCUGUAGAGGUGGCUGCAUAAAGCUCUGGAAGCUCGAUUAUAGUUUGGCCAGAAAGGAGGGCUAGAAGUUAUUUGUGCUGUGUCCCGCCUCUCUGGGCCCAGGAAAAAAGGACUCAUAAACCCCUGUUUUAGUAAAGAGGAAAAAAAAGCAUUUAGUUUUCACUUCCAGUUGGUUAGUGAAUACCAGUGAGGGGUUCAUCAGUCCAGUUUUCAGGUGCCUUUCUUCCCUUUACCUCACCCCAACCUUCAGAGCCGGACCAUAAUAUUUGGCAUUAGGCUGUCUAAACAGAUUCACUUUGGAAAAUUCAGUUUCUAUAGGAAUCCUCUUCACCAGAGCAGAGCUAAUCCAAAUUAUGCUUUGGCUGCUGUACCGUUAGUAGAGGAGUGUUGAAGGGGGUGAUAUAAGGGAUAGAGCAGAGUUGAUAACUAAUGUUGUUCUCAGUAAAAUCAUAUUGGAAGUGCCCUUAAAAACAAGACACGGUCCUGCAUCAUCUGUUCCUCUACUUAUCUAAAAAUGUUGUGAUGGUGGAUGAAUGCAGUCCAUUUAAGAAAUUGUUCAGUCUUGUUUCUCUCGGACAUCCUCUGCUCAGCAAAUGCUUACUUCCAGCUAUGUCCCAUGAUUCCUGGCUAAGUUUAGGAUUAUUGUACAAACGGUGGGACGGUGGAACUCCUUCAGAUUUAACUCUGUCUCUCUGUGAAGUGUGACCAAAAACUAGUUAGUUGUGUUUUUUUUUUUUUUUUUUUUCUUUUCUAGACUGCAGCUCUUGUCUGGUAUUCUUGACUCCUAUAAAAUCCUGUUUCUCAUGGUGAGAAAAAGUUCAAAUGGGAUUUUCUUUUGUCCUCUUAUUUCAGAAUUUUCCUUUUGUCUUUUUGUGCCAUACAUUCAGAAACUUAUUUCCAUUACUACAUUUUUAUUAGUUAUCUAUCUACAAUUACACCAGCCUGCGCCCACUUCAUAUAACUCACCCAUGUCUCUACAUCAUGACAUCUUUUCCAGCCUUUUCUCCGAAAGCCAUUUUUCUUUUUAGUUUUUUUUUUUUUUUUUUUUUAAGUGUUUAAACACACUUCUGCUCCAACUCUCUGUCUCUUUAACUGUGAAACUAAUCUUUCAGGGAACACUACAGAAAAGAGAACUGAUUCAUCUCUGUCUGAGCCACGAAAGUUGGCAUGAUGAUUAAUACAGUUAAGUGUUCAAAGAAUAAUACAUCACUGGAUGAUAAGUACGUUUGAUGUGCUUCAAUAAAGACAAAGUUACUCUUUUUUU